CUGCUUCAAUUUUUACAGAAGCAGUUCAGUGGUGAUGCAAAGAAAGCUCUGCUUGCUUUGGUGCAGUGUUCGAGAAACGCAAGCAUCUAUUUUGCAAACUUACUCAAUGAUUCAAUGAAGGGGCCAGGUACCCGCGACCAUGAUCUGAUUCGUCUGCUGGUAACACGCUCUGAAGUCGAUCUUCUGUCAAUUCGCGAAACGUACUUCUCGAACUUCAGAAAAACUCUGGUUGAAGAAGUGGCAGCCGAAUGCAAAGGGCCCUAUCGUGAUUGCUUAAUUGCCAUUAUCCGGGGCAAUUCCAUGUGA
Molecule: messenger RNA, 306 nt
Organism: Gongylonema pulchrum
Lineage: Eukaryota; Metazoa; Nematoda; Chromadorea; Rhabditida; Gongylonematidae
Source: the annotation of a GenBank genome assembly